Molecule: messenger RNA, 1911 nt
Organism: Cryptosporidium ubiquitum
Lineage: Eukaryota; Apicomplexa; Conoidasida; Eucoccidiorida; Cryptosporidiidae
Exons: 3
Coding region: 1-1911 (636 amino acids)
Source: RefSeq, a predicted model, not a curated record
AUGGAAAUGGCUAGAAGAAAUUUAAGAAUAAUAAAUUAUUUAUAUUUUCUUUUGAUCUCGCCAUAUUUCUUGCGAUUUGCAAUAGGUGAAUCAAGCUACUUAAAUGAUGCCGAGAAAAUAAAAAGCAAGAUCCCAGGGUUUAUCGAGCCCAUCACAAAGAACAAUAUUGAAAUAGAUCAAGGUUAUCUGGAAAAGGUUAGUCAGAAAGAGGAUAGAGUAGAAACAGUUCAAAAUAAUGUUGGUAGGGCUGAUUACAUUAGAGUACCUAGGCCUAAACUGAUUAGUAUAAAUUUAGAAGAUUUUGAUCUUCCAAAGGCUGGGGUAGAAGAUCAAAUCGAUCUUAGGCUUGAAGAAAUAAAGGAAAAAAUCAGCCAAAUGAAAGAUCUUGUACUUGAAUACAAUCAUGGUGAAAAUGAUAAAGAAUCGACUCCGUUAUUAGGUUUCCCAACCAAAUUUGAUUAUACAGGUAUAAGUGCAGAAAAAGAUAUUUCUCAGCCAUCAUAUAUUGAUCCAAAACUUAAAAUUUGGAUGGAUAAUCUUGAUUUGCCUGAUGAAACAAAGCUACAAGUAAAUAAUCCCUUACUUCAUAACACUAUUUUGAAAGACCCAACAGAGAGUAAAUUCUUAAGAGACAAACAAAGAAGUCAACCAAAUUGGAAGGGUUCUGCCAAACACCUGAUUGAGAAAGGCCCAGUAAAAGAAGGAUUAUUUAACAAAUUGGAUGAAGAGGGAAGAUCAAUCCCUGCUGAGUUCGAAAAUGCUACUAAAGAGUCAGAGUUAGAAAAACCUGAUAUGAAUUUUUCAAACGAAAAAACAAAUUCUAUAAGAGUAGAACCCGAAGAACUAUCAAUCCAAGAAAAUGAAUUAAAUUCCAAACUCAUACUAACCAAUGAAAUUCCAUCUGGGAUAAUUAUGAGUGAAAAGAAUUUUUCUUAUGAAGGAGAACAACAUUCAAAUAAUAAGAAAAAAAAUAGUGUUUUAUUGACUACCCCAGAACAAAUAGAAUACCUUAAUUUUGAAGAUUUGGACGAAGAUGGAGCCAGAGAAUUACGCGAGGAAAAUAAAACAAAGAAAACUAGAAGUAAGAAAAAGAAGGGUAAAAAAAAUAUUAAAAAAAAAACUAAGAAUAGAAAAGUAGUAGAAAAACAGGAUUUUUCACCCCCAGAACUGGAUUUUAUUCCAUUAAAGUUGGAAUCAUCAUUAAAUAUUGGUUCUGAAAAAAAGUUUAAAGAAAGAAAAAAAAAUUCAUCAAAAAAAUACGCCAAAGAAUAUCCCCAACAUGGUUACGAUGACCUUCAAUUCGAAAUUUCAGAAAAUACUCCAUUUAUUUCUACUCUACCCUCAAUUGAGAGUGCUGGACGAAUCAGCAAUAUUCCGAUGAAAAAAAGCACAGAGAAAGACACUAGCUCAAGUUUUCAAUCAAAAAAAAAACCAUUAAAGAAAAAAGAGCCUAAAGGUUACAGUGAACUACUGGAUAUUGAAGAAAAUUCUGCCAAUAGCAAAUAUAAUGACAUUCAAAUUAUUGAAGAAAUUCCAAUUCUGCAACUUGCUCAGCAAAAAAUGCCAAAAAGAAACAACAAGAAACCAACUUAUAAUUUGAAUUCACAAAACCUGAGUAAUGGUUCGUUACUCGAAAAGUUAGAAGACAAUUCGGAACCUAAAUUAUCGCAUACUAAAAAGAAUUUACAUAACGCACCCAGUAAAACUCUCUCUAAUGAAAUUUCUAUACCAAGCAAACAUGAAAUCUUGGAUGAAUGCAAUUCUGAAAUAUUUGAGAACUGUAGCAUUGCAAACUCGGAGGAAACUACUAAUCCUAAAAUCAGAGAUUUAUUACAUAUUCCUCAAAUUGAUGAGAAUACAGAAAAAAUCAAUAUUCCAAAAUCGAAUUUACCAAAAAGAAAGAAUAAAUAG